Molecule: messenger RNA, 312 nt
Organism: Symbiodinium natans
Lineage: Eukaryota; Dinophyceae; Suessiales; Symbiodiniaceae
Source: the annotation of a GenBank genome assembly
AUGCGAACGAAAGCGCAAGCAGCCGCCACCUUGGAGGCAAUCGGAUACAAGACUAGUCCUUGGAUCAUUUUCGGCAGUCUCGGCGCAUGGUCAGCGACUUUGAAGGCAGGCUCUGAAUCUACAAGCCGCUUGGGCGUGGUCAAGAACAUCCUGUGGCGCCGCCUUCACCAGCUUGUUGCGAAGUUCCCCGAGGUCUGGAAGUGGGUACGGGAGGAGUUUGUGACCCUUGAAACUGCGAAGAAAAUGCUCCUUGCCUACACCCAAGUCGGCCAAGGCAUUGUAACGGCCUCGGUUCACGGCAACAUGUCGUGA